This is a messenger RNA of Pieris brassicae (large cabbage white), 1836 nucleotides long. RefSeq names its product holocytochrome c-type synthase (gene Cchl). Lineage: Eukaryota; Metazoa; Arthropoda; Insecta; Lepidoptera; Pieridae. The transcript has 5 exons. Gene Ontology annotation, molecular function: holocytochrome-c synthase activity. The record is from RefSeq and is a predicted model, not a curated record. Gene Ontology annotation, cellular component: mitochondrion. Gene Ontology annotation, biological process: cytochrome c-heme linkage. Bases 295 to 1023 code for a protein of 242 amino acids.
AGGGCUUCAGAUCUAAUUAAUUUGAUAAUUAUUAACCUCAAAACAUUAGUACGAGGCAGGAAAAUACGAUUGAAAUAAUAUAGCCUGACGGCUGACAGUGCUGGGUGCUAUAUUUAGUCUGUGGUACCAGUUAUAAUUUUAAAAGAAGACUGUCAAAGAAUUUUUAUUCUAUGCUUUUGCUUGCUUUUCUAUUGUAUAAUGUCUAUUCUCUAUCCAUAUUUCAGGCGCCUAGUCGUCUAUACAGUAUAAAAUAUGUUCAGCUAACCUUGUAACCUUACGUAAGGUAUAUUCAAAAUGGGAAAUAAAGUAUCGGCAGAAGCUGUAAACAUAUCAUCUCCCGUUCAAAAUGGAAAUCCACCACCUGAAUGCCCUAUGCAUAAUAAGGCGGAAAAACCAAAAAGCACAGAUGCACGGCCAUCGGAAUGUCCUGUUCAACAUGAUAACAGCAUUAAUCCAUAUAACAUGAUGCCACCAGCAAACCAACAGCCUGCUCCUGACCAACCAUUUCAACUUCCAACUCAAAGACAAGUAUCAACUAUUCCUCGUGCCAUGCCUGAUGGGUCAACAGAAUUUUGGGUAUAUCCCAGUCAACAGAUGUUUUGGAAUGCAAUGCUACGAAAAGGUUGGCGCUGGAAAGAUGAAGACAUAAAACCAAAAGAUAUGGAUGACAUAAUUAAAAUACACAAUGCCAACAAUGAGCAAGCUUGGCAAGAAGUCUUAAAAUGGGAAGCAUUACAUGCUAAAGAGUGUGGGCAUCCUCGACUUAAGAGUUUUGGUGGUAAAGCCACUCAGUAUAGCCCUAGAGCCCAAAUGAGGUCACUGUUAGGGUGUGGAAAAGAUGUACGAUACAUUAUUGAUUAUUAUGAUGGUGGAGAAGUAGACAAUAAGUAUCAGUUUGCCCUGUUAGAUGUGAGGCCAGCAAUGGAUUCUUUUGAGAAUGUGUGGGAUAGGAUGAAGGUUACAUACAUGAGAUACCGCUUUGAGUUUUUGGGAAAUAAAGAAAAUCCUAAAUUAACUAAUUGAAUCUGAUAAGUGUUACUAUACUAAUUAGAAUAGGCAUUUGAGUACCUAAAAUUGUUAUGCAUUAUAUGUUUGGGACUUAAUUAAAUUCCAUCUAAUUAACAAUUAUUAGCUUAAAGUAUUAUGUUCUUCCCAACACAUUAACUCUUUUAGAGCCAAGGACCGCCAUUGAGCUUCUCUCACUAGUUUUGAAAAAUGUCAGCAUCUCAAUAAUGCUCCUUUUAACAGUAAACAUAUAGUAUUCAAUUUCUGUAUUUUUAUAUCUUCUGAAGUGAAUGUAGAAAAAUUAUGAAUAUUGGUGUAUAAUAAGAGAAAUGAUGAUUUUUUUCACAUAAAUUAUAUAUAAAAAUGCACAUUUUUUACCAUAUAUUUUUGAAAUCUAUGGCACUAAAAGGGGUUAAUAAUCAUUGUUAACUGGUAAAAGUUAUAAAAUGUGGAGUUGUUCAUUCGACAAAAUUGUCACUGCAGUGACUCUUUGUGAUUUUUUAUUGUAAUUUAUUGCUUCUCUAACACUUUACCUACCUUUAAAAAAAUUAAGUCUUAAAUAAUUUGAUGACAAAAAACUACAUUACCAUUAUCAACUAGUUGACAUGUCUUGAUCAGUAAGAUUAUAUUGAGCACAUUUGUCUAAAAUUUAAAUGCCACAAUUAUUGCUAAAAUUAGCCUACUAAUUACAACAUUUUUAUGUCCUUCAUAGUGUAUUUAAUUCAUAAACCGAAAGUUAGGUAGUGAUUUUGUAGGUUCACCUUAGAGAGAGUUACACUAAAUUAAUUUCGGAAAGUGUUAAAUGUUUCCAUAAAUAAAAUGUAAAGGUUU